Molecule: messenger RNA, 570 nt
Organism: Parnassius mnemosyne (clouded apollo)
Lineage: Eukaryota; Metazoa; Arthropoda; Insecta; Lepidoptera; Papilionidae
Source: the annotation of a GenBank genome assembly
AUGACGCGGAAGAAAAAAGCGACGGACGCUACCAAGAAAACCUCAGAGCUGGACUUUCACUUCGAAAACAUAAAGUUUAUUCUGUUGUACUCCAACGCGACCCCGAUACGCUCUCGCAUUGGAUCCAAGUACGCGUGUGGUUACUGCACCAAUCAGUACUCGACACCAGCGGAAUUGAAAGAUCACACGUUGUACACGCACGUUACAGAUAAACCUGAAUGUCUACGCAUCUCGUCACUGUCGAAAUACGUCGUGUACUUGGACGUCACGGACUUAGAGUGCCUGAUGUGCGAUGCUAGGUUAAAGAAAUUGGAGGACUUGAUGCACCAUUUGAAGAACUAUCACGAUGAACCGUUCCACAUGGAUAUCAAGAACCAUAUAAUACCUUUUGAUUUUGCUACGAGUAAGAUGCAGUGUGUCGAUUGCUGUAAACAGUUCGAUGUGUUCGAGGACCUCCAGGAGCAUAUGAACUGCCACUACAAGAACUACUCGUGUGAACUUUGCGAUGACACGUGGUUCGUGAACAGGAGUCUUAUGAUGGACCAUAAGAAGACAGUUCACUUCCUCUGA